Larimichthys crocea (large yellow croaker) is the source of this 861-nucleotide messenger RNA. RefSeq lists its product as uncharacterized. The transcript is spliced from 3 exons. Gene Ontology annotation, cellular component: plasma membrane. The record is from RefSeq and is a predicted model, not a curated record. Gene Ontology annotation, molecular function: transmembrane signaling receptor activity. The coding region runs from base 223 to 861 and encodes 212 amino acids. NCBI's taxonomy places the organism in Eukaryota, Metazoa, Chordata, Actinopteri, Sciaenidae.
UAUGUCCAUAAAUGGUCAUUAGUCUGCAAACAAGGAAACAUGUUUACCCUUAGUGCUCUGAUAUUAUAAUGUGACUCUGUGGAGGCUUCUAUAAAAAAACAGCAAAAGGAGGAGAGGUGUUAACCACCGCUGUUAAGAAAUGCUUGUUUAAAAAACAGGAAGUAGAAACUCAUUCUCACAGUCAGUUGGUCCUCAUCGUUCAGUCUCACUCUGCUCAUCAACAUGGCUCUUCAUCUCAGUGUUCUUCUCCUCUUCACUGGAGUCACAGGAAUUGACUGCAAAUACAAACAGUCAGUAAAGUGUCAUGAAGGCUGGAGCUCCAUCUCUGUCCCAUGUCUCUAUGAGUCACAGUACACACACCAUGUCAAAUACUUGUGUAGAGGAGAUAAAUUCGACAACUGCGCCACUGAAGUUAAAACAAAUCAACGAAACAGUUCAGGAAAGUUUUCAAUCUCUGAUGACAAACACCAAAGAAUCUUCACUCUGACUUUUAAUAAUCAGUCUGUUGAUGACACACAUUACUGGUGUGCUGUGGAGAGGAAUGAUGGACCACACGACGCAAAGCGUUUUCAGCUGUCAGUCACCAGAGGUUCACCUCAACUCUCUGUGGAUCAUCAGGAGAUUACAGGAUUUAAUGGAGAUGAUGUUACCAUCCAUUUUAAGUAUAAUAUCUUCGGAAAGAUUCAGUGGUGCAGGUUCGGAUGGUCCUGUGUGAAGGAGCAGUCUGGAUCACUAAAUGGAACAAGAGUGACCAUCAAUGCAAAUGUCCAUGAUUUCACUGUGACACUGAGUGGACUGAGGACAGAGAGCAGCGCUGGUAUUUAUGUACCAAAGGAGACCUACAGAUGCCAGUGCAUGUGA